Molecule: messenger RNA, 1993 nt
Organism: Lathyrus oleraceus (garden pea)
Lineage: Eukaryota; Viridiplantae; Streptophyta; Magnoliopsida; Fabales; Fabaceae
Product: pentatricopeptide repeat-containing protein At2g30100, chloroplastic
Exons: 2
Coding region: 382-1878 (498 amino acids)
Molecular function (GO): protein binding
Source: RefSeq, a predicted model, not a curated record
GUUACGCUAAGAACUCUGUAGUGGCGGUUGUUACACGUAUCCAAAUUCUCCCCUUAAAUACUUUUUUUUAUAAACUUCCCAUUUCUCUGUCAAAAAAAAAUUGUAAUUUGCAAGUUUCGCUAUCUCUUUGUCUUUCUUAAUCCAGUUGCGAAUCAGACACAUUACCAUCCUUUUAAAUUUCUUCAAUUUUCAUGGCAAUCAUUAUCUCGUUUGGAUGAUGAGAAAAUUCUCCAAAAAUCUCUUUUUUUCUUUCUCUCUUUUCAUAUUCUUGUAGUUUCUAGUGUUUAGUUCACUCAACCCAGAUACAAAGAUUCAAUCUUUCUCCUCUUUCUUGAAAUUGGGUGAUGGAAUUCAACUAAGAGAGAAACUGUGUGCAAGAAUAUGGCUUAUCUACAAGGGUUUACUCCAACUUUGAAAUUGGGUUUUGUGUUUUCAUCGCUAGUUUCACCAAAACAGAGACACCCUUUGGUUUUCCCUUCAUCAAAGUGUGGAUUUUCCCUCAAAUUCAAUGAUGGGUCAUUCAAAUUUCAAAACCCUUUAAUUAAGGGAACAAAAUCGGUGGAGCUUGACCGGUUUGUUACCAGUGACGACGAAGAGGAAGAAGAAGAAAUGGGAGAUGGGUUCUUGGAAGCAAUAGAGGAGCUUGAGAGAAUGACAAGGGAGCCUUCUGAUGUUCUUGAAGAGAUGAACGAUCGUCUCUCAGCUAGAGAGCUUCAGCUUGUGUUGGUUUAUUUCUCUCAAGAUGGAAGAGACUCGUGGUGUGCUUUGGAGGUUUUUGAUUGGUUAAGGAAAGAGAAUAGGGUUGAUAAAGAGACUAUGGAGUUAAUGGUUUCUAUCAUGUGUGGUUGGGUGAAGAAGUUGAUUCAGGAACAGCAUGGGGUUGGUGAUGUCGUUGACCUUCUUGUGGAUAUGGAUUGUGUUGGGUUGAGGCCUGGUUUUAGUAUGAUUGAGAAGGUUAUUUCUUUGUAUUGGGAUAUGGGGGAGAAAGAAGGUGCUGCUUUGUUUGUGGAAGAGGUUUUGAGGCGUGGAGUUUCUUGGAAUGAGGGUGAUCCUCAAGGGCAUAAAGGAGGCCCAACUGGGUAUCUUGCUUGGAAGAUGAUGGCUGAGGGUGAUUACAAAGGUGCUGUUCGGUUGGUAAUUCGAUUUAGAGAAGCUGGUUUGAAGCCAGAGAUCUACAGUUACCUUGUUGCAAUGACUGCCAUAGUUAAGGAGCUCAACGAGUUUGCCAAAGCUCUACGAAAGUUGAAAAGUUUCGCUAGGGCCGGGCUUGUUACCGAAUUCGACCGAGAAGAUGUUGAGCUAGCAGAGAACUACCAAUCAGAACUUCUAGCCGACGGAGCUCGCUUAUCCAACUGGGUGAUUCAAGACGGCAGUCAUCCAUCACUUCACGGAGCUAUCCACGAGAGGCUCCUCGCAAUGUACAUCUGCGCCGGCCAUGGAAUCGAAGCCGAGAAACAAUUAUGGGAAAUGAAACUUGUUGGCAAAGAAGCCGACAGAGGUCUCUACGACAUUGUUCUAGCCAUAUGUGCUUCUCAGAAAGAAACUGCAGCGACAGGAAGGCUAAUGACGCAGUUGGAAUUUGCGAGCUCGGCGCAGAAGAAGAAAAGUCUGUCAUGGUUGUUAAGAGGAUACAUUAAAGGUGGUCAUUUCAAUGAAGCAGCAGAGACAGUGAUGAAAAUGCUUGAAUUGGGAAUUUAUCCCGAGUAUUUAGAUAGAGUUGCUGUUGUUCAAGGUUUAAGGAAAAGGGUUCAUCAAAAUGGAAAUUUAGAUACUUAUUUUAAGCUUUGUAAGUCACUUUCUGAAGCAAAUCUUAUAGGGCCUUGUCUUGUGUAUUUGUAUACAAGAAAAUAUAAGCUUUGGGUUGUGAAAAUGGUGUAAGAAAUGUAGUAGAGAGAAACUGGUGGUUAUUACUUGUAUAAAUUUGUAUAGUUUUAAUGUGAAAUGAAGAAAUUGUAAUGGCAGAUAAAUAAUAGUUUUGAUCUUUUCUAUGUCA